This is a messenger RNA of Nothoprocta perdicaria, 4485 nucleotides long. RefSeq names its product SWI/SNF related, matrix associated, actin dependent regulator of chromatin, subfamily a, member 1 (gene SMARCA1). The record is from RefSeq and is a predicted model, not a curated record. Gene Ontology annotation, biological process: nucleosome organization; regulation of transcription by RNA polymerase II. The transcript has 24 exons. NCBI's taxonomy places the organism in Eukaryota, Metazoa, Chordata, Aves, Tinamiformes, Tinamidae. Gene Ontology annotation, molecular function: ATP binding; DNA binding; ATP hydrolysis activity. The coding region runs from base 103 to 3141 and encodes 1012 amino acids. Gene Ontology annotation, cellular component: chromatin; nucleus.
UUGUAUCAGUUCUGUCUAUGCAUUUUGUUGGCCUGGACCCUUGUUCACAGACUGACUUCCCAACUUGGUUUUGGAUCUGCCUGGUCAUGAUGAACCUUCCUGAUGAUCUUCAUCAGAUCUGCUUUUGAUCAAAAUCUGAAAAAUGAUCCUCCUUUUCAACUCAAGCUUCCACCCAAAGCAGCUAGACCCGAAAAAGAAAUUGACCCAGAAUAUGAAGAGAAGAUGAAAGCUGAUCGAGCAAAAAGAUUUGAGUUCCUGCUGAAACAGACGGAACUUUUUGCGCAUUUUAUUCAGCCAGCAGCACAGAAAUCGCCAACAUCUCCACUGAAAGUCAAACUGGGACGGCCACGGAUAAAGAAGGAUGAAAAACAGAGUUUAAUUUCAGCUGGGGAUUAUCGUCACAGGCGCACAGAACAAGAAGAAGAUGAAGAAUUGUUGUCCGAGAGUCGAAAAACGUCUAAUGUGUGUAUUCGAUUUGAGGAAUCUCCUUCAUAUGUGAAAACAGGAACAUUAAGAGAUUAUCAGGUUAGAGGGCUGAACUGGAUGAUCUCGUUGUAUGAAAAUGGUGUUAAUGGCAUUCUGGCAGAUGAAAUGGGUCUUGGUAAGACUCUGCAAACGAUAGCGUUAUUAGGCUAUCUGAAGCAUUACAGAAACAUUCCUGGGCCACACAUGGUUCUGGUUCCAAAGUCAACUUUGCACAACUGGAUGAAUGAAUUUAAACGCUGGGUUCCAUCAUUACGUGCUGUUUGUCUUAUUGGAGAUAAAGAUGCCAGAGCAGCUUUUAUCCGUGAUGUUAUGAUGCCUGGGGAAUGGGAUGUUUGUGUUACAUCGUAUGAAAUGGUCAUUAAGGAGAAAUCUGUCUUCAAAAAAUUUAACUGGAGAUACCUGGUAAUAGAUGAAGCUCACAGAAUAAAGAAUGAGAAGUCCAAGCUGUCAGAAAUUGUGCGGGAGUUCAAGACAACGAAUCGAUUGCUGCUUACAGGAACUCCUUUACAGAAUAACCUCCAUGAGCUGUGGGCAUUACUCAAUUUUCUUUUGCCUGAUGUCUUCAAUUCUGCAGACGAUUUUGACUCAUGGUUUGACACUAAAAAUUGCCUCGGUGAUCAGAAACUUGUAGAAAGACUUCAUGCGGUUUUGAAGCCAUUUCUCUUGCGUCGCAUAAAAGGUGAAGUAGAAAAAAGUCUGCCUCCUAAGAAAGAAGUAAAAAUUUAUCUUGGACUUAGCAAAAUGCAGAGGGAAUGGUAUACCAGGAUUCUGAUGAAAGAUAUUGAUAUCCUAAAUUCAGCUGGGAAAAUGGAUAAGAUGCGUCUGCUGAAUAUUCUGAUGCAGUUGCGAAAAUGCUGCAACCACCCCUACUUAUUUGAUGGAGCUGAGCCUGGCCCUCCUUAUACCACUGACACACAUCUCAUCACUAACAGUGGUAAAAUGUUAGUUCUGGAUAAACUGCUAGCAAAACUCAGAGAACAGGGUUCCAGAGUUCUACUUUUUAGUCAGAUGACUCGCUUAUUGGAUAUUUUGGAAGAUUAUUGCAUGUGGCGUGGAUAUGAGUACUGCCGACUAGAUGGACAGACACCACACGAAGAGAGAGAGGAAGCAAUAGAUACCUUUAAUGCUCCCAACAGCAGUAAAUUCAUUUUCAUGCUUAGUACCAGAGCUGGAGGUCUAGGAAUUAAUUUGGCAACAGCUGAUGUGGUUAUUCUCUACGAUUCAGACUGGAAUCCUCAAGUAGACCUGCAAGCCAUGGAUCGUGCGCAUCGUAUUGGUCAAAAGAAACCAGUACGGGUGUUUCGACUAAUCACUGAUAAUACUGUUGAAGAGAGGAUUGUAGAAAGAGCUGAAAUAAAACUGAGACUGGACUCUAUAGUUAUACAACAAGGAAGGCUUAUUGACCAACAGUCUAACAAACUGGCAAAGGAUGAGAUGUUGCAAAUGAUCCGUCAUGGAGCCACACACGUCUUUGCUUCUAAAGACAGUGAGUUGACAGAAGAAGAUAUAACUACUAUUUUGGAAAGAGGUGAAAAGAAGACAGCUGAAAUGAAUGAACGAUUGCAAAAAAUGGGGGAGAGCUCUCUAAGAAAUUUCACUAUGGACACAGAGAUGAGCUUAUAUAACUUUGAAGGUGAAGAUUAUAGAGAAAAACAAAAGCUGAGCAUGAUGGAAUGGAUAGAGCCUCCAAAACGAGAACGCAAAGCUAAUUAUGCAGUGGAUGCUUAUUUUAGAGAAGCUCUGCGUGUUAGUGAGCCAAAAAUUCCCAAGGCUCCACGACCUCCAAAACAACCAAAUAUUCAGGAUUUCCAGUUUUUUCCCCCACGAUUAUUUGAACUUCUGGAAAAAGAAAUUCUGUAUUAUCGUAAAACUAUAGGAUAUAAGGUUCCCAGGAAUCCUGACCUCCCAAAUGCAGCUCAAGUGCAAAAAGAAGAGCAAAAGAAGAUUGAUGAAUCUAUGCCUCUGAAUCCUGAAGAAACCGAAGAGAAAGAAAAACUUCUGACACAGGGUUUUACAAACUGGAACAAAAGAGAUUUUAAUCAGUUUAUUAAAGCUAAUGAGAAAUAUGGGCGUGAUGAUAUAGACAAUAUUGCCCGUGAAGUUGAGGGCAAGUCACCUGAGGAAGUCAUUGAGUAUUCAGCUGUUUUCUGGGAACGUUGUAAUGAACUGCAGGACAUUGAGAGGAUUAUGGCGCAAAUUGAACGAGGAGAAGCAAGAAUUCAACGGAGGAUCAGUAUCAAAAAAGCCCUUGAUGCCAAAAUUGCAAGGUAUAAAGCACCUUUCCAUCAGCUGCGUAUUCAGUAUGGAACAAACAAAGGCAAGAAUUACACAGAAGAGGAAGACAGAUUUUUGAUAUGCAUGCUACACAAGAUGGGCUUUGACAAAGAAAAUGUGUACGAGGAGCUAAGGCAGUGUGUGCGCAACGCACCGCAGUUCAGAUUUGACUGGUUUAUCAAAUCUAGAACUGCAAUGGAGUUUCAGAGACGCUGCAAUACACUCAUAUCAUUAAUUGAAAAAGAAAAUAUGGAAAUUGAAGAAAAGGAAAGGGCUGAGAAGAAGAAGAGAGGAGCGAAAGUUCCAGCAUCACAGAAGAGAAAAGCAGAUUUGGCCGCUGAGAACUCUGGAAAAAAAGAUGCUAAGAAAGUGAAGUCAUGAACGCGAAAACUGAAUGCCAGAUAUAAAUACUGCCACUUCUGUCCAUCUACAAGUAUUAAUUGCCAACUUCUUUGUAUUCAUGGUACUCUCCCCAAAAUCCCAUGGUCAAUUUUGCAAGUUUUGUAUAUUUUAAAAUGGCUUUGUUUACUUAAUGUGUGGCUUUAUAUUUUCUGCAUUCCAGUAUUUGUGUACUGUAUUUUGUGAAUUUCAUGUCUUCAGCAAAAUUCACUCAGUCCUUCUUUUUUUUGAAGCUUGUGCUGAGGUUUUAGCUUUUAUAUCUUUUAUAUGCUGCUGCUUUGAAAGAAAAUCUAGAUUCUAUAGCUGUAUUAUUGUUGUUUCGUAUUUUAAAUUUAUAUGGCUGUGGGAAAAUAAAUUGAAUUAAAAUUAUUUGAGGAGAAAAAUAUUUCAACUUUGUUUCCCUCUUCCCCUCUGCUCCAUUUUCUGUGUAGCUUUGCUUUAGUGUGUGUUAAGGUUUGUAUAAUUGUGCCUUCAUCAUCGAUCAGAUUUCUCUUCAGAAGAGUUCAGAGAUAGGAUCAGGAGCAUGACAGAAUAAAAAAGUCUAAUUAGACUGACGUUUGUGUUUGCUGUCAGAUACAAAUUGACAUUUUUUUCUAAAAUUAUUCAGAUGAAAGGCGGCAGAUACUUGCCUGUACUUUUUCUUUAUUGGCAUUGGGUUGUGCUGGAUUAUAUGUAUGCUUAAAGACAGGCUGAAGUGUUAUUCUAAAAUACUUCUAGAAGAGAUCACUUUUGAGGGGGGAAUUUUUGGUUUUUAAUAUUACAAGGCAUAAUUAACUGAUUUUUAAUAAAUGUAACAAGCUAAAGUAUUCCCCUAGCAGCUGCUAUUUUUUAAUUUUUAAAGUAACAGAUGAAUUCAUUGGCUGGUUAGCAAGCUGCUCAGCUAUGCUGCCUUGUCCUGGAAGAUCUUGGUUGCUUAAAUUCUCUCUGUCUGUUUUUACAUUUGAUUCAACACAUCAGUCGGAAGCAAUGGGGAUAUCUUAUGGAGUGCUCCUUUUCAGUUUUUCUAUUUUAAUGAGCGGAUGGAAGUGUUGGAUGUAUCUUAUUUUGACUUUGCAGGAGUGGCCUUAUAUGAAGCGGUUCAUAGUUUCUGGUCACCUUGGAGUCUCUGCCUUUCCCAGAUCAGUGGAACAGCGACUGUGGCAUCUAAUGUUUUACUUUAAUCCUCUGCCUCUGAUCUGGUGUUUAGUGCAGACCUUGCUAGAGCAUCCAGACCCUCGUCUGGCCCUCGUAGGGGUCAGACUCACGUCUAGACCCUCGUAAGGUCAGGUCUAGAUGAAUGCAGCGCGCUUUUCCACGGCAUCGCCCUGAGGAACGCUUGUGCACUCC